Molecule: messenger RNA, 1398 nt
Organism: Zea mays
Lineage: Eukaryota; Viridiplantae; Streptophyta; Magnoliopsida; Poales; Poaceae
Product: calcium-binding protein
Source: RefSeq, marked validated
AGAUUACGGGCCCGAGCCAUCGUCAUCGAGACAUCGACCGACUCCGACUCCGACUCCAUCCACGGUCUCCUUCCGAGAUCCCUCUUCUCCUCCCGCCCCCGCCUGACCGCCUCCCUCCUCACUCCGGCCCCUUCCGCAUGUCAAUCCAUGGGCUGAUACUCGAAGUCAGAGUCACCGGGUGCCGGAAGCUGCGGGACACGGAGUUCUUCACCCGCCAGGACCCCUACGUCGUCGUCGAGUACGCCACCACCAAGCUCCGCACUCGCACCUGCACCGAUGGAGGAAGAAACCCAACUUUCGAUGAGAAGUUCCAUAUACCCCUCAUUGAAGGGCUCCGCGAGUUGAAUGUUAUUGUGUGGAAUAGUAAUACGUUAACUCAUGAUGACUUCAUUGGAAGCGGAAGAGUAUAUCUGCACAAGGUGCUGACAAAUGGCUAUGAUGACUCCUCAUGGCCGCUUCAAACACGCCACAUGAGAUCUGCUGGGGAAGUGAAGCUCAUUAUGCAUGUUGAUGUCUCAGCAAUGAAGAACAAGAUGGGUAGAAGUGUCGCCGCAUCAAGUGCACAUCCUGUUCCUGCACUUUCAAUGCCAGCCCCAUCUCCAACCCCAGCCCCAGCCCCAUCUCCAGCUUCGGCCGCAACCCCUGCUCCAGCACCAGCACUAGCAUCAGCGAUUCCAUACACGGGAGUCUCACCUUCAUAUCCACCGGUUUCAGCAUAUCCUGGUGCAACCGCAUACCCUGCUUACCCAACUUCUAGCCAUGCACCAUAUACCACUGCUGAAUAUCCACCACCUCCGCAGCAACCAUACCAACCCCCACCUGCUGGAUACCCUCCAUCCUAUCCACCACAACCAUAUGAGCAAUCUUACCCACCGCAACCAUAUGAGGGAUCUUACCCACCACAACCAUAUGAGCGAUCUUACCCACCGCAACCAUAUGGGCAACAACCAUACCCACCCCCGCCAGCAGCAGAGUCGCCGUACCCACCAGCGCCUUACCCUGGUACUUAUCCACCAAGACCCUAUUGAUAUAGCAGCGUCAGUAAUGAUCUCAGGUAGAGGCAUCAAAAGCAACAAACAACAGCCUUGAUGCUAUGUGAUACGCGCCUCAGCGUGGAUUCUUUAUUUCUAAUUAUUUGGUUAUGUUCCUAACAAAAAAUAGUACCAACCGUCACUGAGUUGUUGCACAUCUAUCACAAAUCAGUUUAAGGUCAGAUUCCAAUCGAUUGGUGACAAAUUGGAGCUGAUGGGGUUUCGUUAAGUGCAACGGAUGGAAAUGUAUUCCUUGAUCAGAUCGUGUCAACAGCUCAGUGACCAGUCAUAUGUACAAUAGGUAGCUUGCAGAUUGUGUCAGUGAAAUCCAUCCUAUAUUGCUUUGCAGUGGUGGUUUAGAGACCAG